GAAAAAUUCUGCGCGGUUGUCAAUUUUAGAAAAUAAAUGUAUUUAAUUGAUUUAAUUAGUUUUAAGCUCUAAAAAUAUGAUUUAUAGAUUAUCAAGAAGUUUUUCUACCCUAAAAUAUAAUCAUCUUCGCGUGUUAUUCUUUGGAAAUGAUAAAUUCUCCUUGCCAAGUUUGGAGCUGCUGAAUCGGGAAUUUAAAAAACAGUCUUUUGUGGAAAAGCUAUCUGUGGUGACUCAUAUGAAGAUGCAAUCAAAUCCUGUAAAGAAAUACGCCUUGAAGGAAAACCUGGAAAUAUUCCCCUGGCCAAUCGGGCAGGAAAUUCAGGGACAAUUUGAUGUUGGAAUAGUCGUUUCCUUUGGUCAUCUCCUCAGUGCAUCUUUGAUAGAAUCAAUUCCUCUGGGAAUAAUUAACGUUCAUGGAAGUUUACUUCCUCGCUGGCGGGGAGCAGCUCCCAUUAUGCAUGCCCUUAUGGCAGGUGACACUGAGACUGGAGUCAGCAUUAUGCGAAUCAAACCAGAUAAAUUCGAUAUUGGAGAGAUUCUGGCCCAGACCAGAAUCCACAUUGACCCGGACACAUUAAUGCCACAGCUUCAUGAUGAUUUAGCCAAUCUCGGAGGAGCUCUUCUUCUUGACUGUUUGAGAAAUAUUGAGGAGAGUCUCGCAAAAGCCAAACCACAAAGCUCUCAAGGUGUUUCCUACGCUCCUAAAGUCGAUAAGAGGCCAGAACCUGUUCGAUGGGAUGAACUCACUUCGACAGAAAUCUUCAAUCACUUUCGAGCAUUCUUCUCCUUCAAACAUCUCAUGACCAAUUGGCAAGAAAUCACCUUUAAACUUCUCUCAAUCUCCACUCGAGAAAUCACUUCUAGUGAUCAGCUGAGUGUCCUGAAGGAUAAAUCUCCGGGAUCAUUUGUUUUUCACAAACAGGAGCGAUGCUUCAUUGUAAAAUGCUCCCAGGACACAUACCUGAAUAUUCUUUCAAUUGGAAUCGAAGGCAGGAAGGCGAUGUCAGCACUAGACUUUUACAACGGCUUCAUCCGGAAACGCCCCAAAAGUCCUGAAACCAGUAAAUUUCAAUAAAACAAUUUUUUAGUUUAGAAAAACCAAAUUGUAAUUCAUUAAAAUCUGUCGACAAGUUGAA
This is a messenger RNA of Lutzomyia longipalpis, 1136 nucleotides long. Its product is annotated as methionyl-tRNA formyltransferase, mitochondrial. Gene Ontology annotation, cellular component: mitochondrion. The record is from RefSeq and is a predicted model, not a curated record. Gene Ontology annotation, molecular function: methionyl-tRNA formyltransferase activity. Lineage: Eukaryota; Metazoa; Arthropoda; Insecta; Diptera; Psychodidae. Gene Ontology annotation, biological process: biosynthetic process; conversion of methionyl-tRNA to N-formyl-methionyl-tRNA. The transcript has 3 exons. The coding region runs from base 77 to 1075 and encodes 332 amino acids.